Messenger RNA from Fusarium poae, 1089 nucleotides. RefSeq lists its product as uncharacterized. The coding region runs from base 1 to 1089 and encodes 362 amino acids. The record is from RefSeq and is a predicted model, not a curated record. The transcript has 2 exons. Gene Ontology annotation, biological process: anaphase-promoting complex-dependent catabolic process. Lineage: Eukaryota; Fungi; Ascomycota; Sordariomycetes; Hypocreales; Nectriaceae. Gene Ontology annotation, cellular component: anaphase-promoting complex.
AUGUUCACCACACUACCAGACUUCACACCACGAGACUCGCAUUCUCUGUGGUACAGAUCCUCACGCAGUCCUUACAUCCCACCUGGGCCUCUCGACGACUUUAACGAAGGCGCGCAAAACCAACAACAUGGCGCAAACCAAGCGCGACAACGAACCAAAAUCAUCGAGCGAUCAGCUCUCGCUCGACUUGCUGCUGAUGAGCAAUACAUUCAGCGACGACGAUUGAAUGUCCAGAACUAUGGAAGCGGCUGGCUCAAACCUCCAGGUGUUCCAAAGACACUCCAUCAAAUGCGCGAGGAGAAGCGAGAGCAAGAGGAACACCAAGAAGCAAUGCGCCGAGAACAGCUGGCACAAGAGCUGGCCGAAGCCGGGGUCGAAGGCGCGCCUGGAGAAGAAGGGACGAUGGACGAUGUGCAGCUUGACGGAGCGCAGGACCUAGAUGAUGAAAUCCCGGACGCUGAUGAAGGGUUUGGCUAUGAUCAUGACGACGACGAAGAUGAAGAGGAAGAGGAAGAGGAGGAGGAGGAGGAGGACGGAGAAGAAGAGGAGGACGGAGAUGGCGAAGAGACAGAUGACGAAGCCCUGAGGGCAGAGCGUCAGAAUAAUCUCAUGGCUGCACACAUGCGAAUGGGCGACGACGCUUUCCGCGAAGCACUUGUACGCGGCGAGCCAGAUGCUAAUGACAUGUACGAUGAAGCGGAAGAAUACGAAGAAGAGGAGACUAAUGGCCAACUUCUCGACGAGGAAGAUUUCGUCCAGGAUGAUGACCUUGGCAUGGACAUGGACGCUGAUCUUGACGAGGACAUUCCCGAGGCAGAGAGUCAGGGUUAUGAGCACACCGACUCUGAAGCCGAACUUUCGAGCAGUGAACAGCGGUCCAGCAGCGACGAGGAAGAGGAGGAUGAUGACAUUGACACCAGCUUCCAGCCUCGCUCUACGACUCUCCCACCGCCGCUAUCACCCACGUUUCACGGCGGUCGGUCACUCAUGUCACACCCUCGCGCCAGUAUGGACCUGAGCAACUUGCUCUCCCAAGACGGUAGCAGCUUCAUGCACAGCAGUCCCGUCGGACGACGACCCCGUCAAUGA